UAAGCAUUGAUAACUUUGAUUCGAUUAAGAUUAGAUCUACAAAUUUUAUCUCUUUUUAAAUGAUUUUAGCAUCAAUUAUGGCAAUUCACUGCGAAAGUAUCUGUAGUAAUUGUUUAAUACUUGUAAACCAUGAUAUCUAUAAUUAGAUAAAUAAUGACCACUCUUACAUCCUCAAACUAGAUUAGAUCUAUCUAUGAUUAAUAAAUAAACUCAAAAUUGAUUUAUCAAAAAUUAGUGGUUUAUACAUGGUAGCCCCAUACAUCCAACUUCAUUUCUCUCACAAAUACAAAUACAAAAAAUUAUGACGGUCAAAAUAAAUGGCAACCAAAAUUGAUAUCAAUCAUCUAUAAUAACAACAUCAACAAAUGAUAUCAUGGAUCCAUCAAUAAAUGGUAAGGACUUGGCGCCGUCCAUAAACUCAGAAUCAACCUCUUCCUUCAACAAUUAUAAUGGCAAUGGAACCAAUGGUGAUGGUGUACUAGCGUCCAAUUUAACCACUACAAAUACAUCAAGUACCACCAAUACAUUUGAAAAUGAUCAUGAAAAACCAUCGUUCUCCAUAGAAACAGUUCAAUUGCAAUUUGAUUUGAGUCAUGGUUUAAUCAACUUACUCGUAUCCAAUAACAUCAUGUUCUUAAUCCUUGUCAAUUCAGUAAUACGAAUAGAUUUAGAUAAUCCUUCUGAAAUCAAAAAAUAUCAAGUUCCAACCAUCAGUAAUAUAUCAAAUCUAUCCAUAACUAAUAAUUGGUUACAUCCCAAUGGAUCUCAUUUAAUCAUUCAAGUCAAUCAUAUCCAUUACUUUUACCUUCAUUCAUCAUAUACUCAAUUCAAAUUAUUACCUCGAUUUAAAAAUCUAAAUAUUGUAGUUAUAGCAUUCCCCACUACUAAUAAUGAUAAUAUUACUGAUUCAGCUGCCACUACAGGUGAAUUCAUCAUAGCAGUUAAAGAAUGUAUUCUUUAUUCUGCUCUUAUUAAAUCUCAUGAUUUCUUAAAUGAAUCAAAUAAAAGAGAUGAUAAAUAUAUUAAACAAAUCUAUAAACAUCCAUCAUCAAAUGGUACGUUACAUGGGUUAACGUUUACCAACAAUAAUAGUCAAAUCAAUAUCUUUAUAAAUGAUACAGUAUAUAUCUGGGAUUGUUUUGAUUCAUCAUAUGCUGAAUUAAUCAAUGUAUUUAAAAAUAAAGCUCAAAAAAUGAUUGAAUUACCCAAAACUUCAAAACCAAUAUUUUCUUCCAAUUAUCAAGAUUAUAUCUAUAUAGAUCCAUCCACUAAUGAAUUUCAAUCUAAUGAUGUUGAAUUAAUCUUAUCAGAUAUUGAAAAAUUACCUACUUCACAUACUCAUUUAUCUCCAACGGCUAAUAUUGUAAUCACGCCUCAUCAUUUAAUCACUUUGGAUCAUGAUAAUGAUAAUUUAUUAAUCUUCAAUAAAUUAAACCCUUUGGAUCUCAUUGAAUUACCAUUAAAUAAGUAUACUCUUGAUAAUGAUAAAAUCAUUGGUAUAUUAGCCGACUAUAAAUUGAAUACUUAUUGGUUAUAUUCAUCAAAUUUCAUAUAUGAAUUGAUUAUUUCUAAUGAAUCGAUUUCAAUAUGGUAUAAUUAUUAUAAAAUGGGGAAAUAUGAUGAAGCUUUAAAAUGUCUUGAAGAAUCUCCUGAUACAAACUAUUAUAAAUUGGAUUUAAUUUUAAUUAAACAAGGGUAUGAUUAUUUACAACGAGGAGGAUUUGGAAGUAUUGAUUAUGAUUAUGAUGAUACCAUUGACCAAUCACUUCAAGCUUUGAAUGAAGAUGAAUUACUUGAAUUACAAGUUAAAGGGAUUAAAAAAUUAGGAAAACUGUCAGAACCAUUUGAGAAAGUUUGUUUAAUGUUAUUAAAUCUUCAACAACAACAACAACAACAAAAAGAUGAUAAUAAAUCAUUUAGUUCGAAGACAUCAGUAAUCAGUAUUGUUUCUCAGAUAUUAUUAGUGGAAUACCUAUUAGUAAAGUUUUCCAUUGCUAAGGAUGUGGAGAAAAAUAAAAUCAGAAUUAUUAUAUUAUCAAGUUGGAUUAUUGAAUUAAUGCUGAGAACAAUCUAUGUUUUAAAUGAUGAUUUACAAACUAAAACCAAUAAUGAUGAGAAUUUAAAAGUGAAAACAUUCAAACAGAGAUCAUUACAAACAUUUGAAACUAAUUUUAAAUCAUUUUUAGCCUCAAAUUAUAAAAUUUUAGAUCGGGAAGUAGUUUAUCAAAUUAUGAUGGAAUUAAAUUUAUCAUCUAAAUUCAUUUAUUUUGCGGAAUUAAUUGAAGAUUUCAAAUUCAUUUUAAAUUAUUAUAUUAAUAUUAAUGAUUGGGAUAACUCGAUAAAGACCAUUAUCAAAUUAUAUACCUCAACUAUUCCUCAUAAGAUUGAUAUCAUAUAUAAAACAUCAGUUGUAUUAUUAAUCAAUUGUCCUCAAUUGAUAGUUAACGUAUGGUUAAAAUUCAAUGAACAAGAUGUUAAUUAUGAGAAUUUCUUACCUGCCAUUUUAAUUUAUAAUAAAAAUAUUGAUAAUAUUAAAUUAUUGGAUAAUUAUUCAAUUAAAUUCUUGAAUAAAUUGAUAUUUGAUAAAGGGAUUAAAAGCAAACAAUUGAAUAAUUAUUAUUUAUCAUUAUUAAUCACUUAUCCUCAUAAAGAAGUUAAUAAUUCUACUAAACAGAUUUUAAAAUUCUUACAUUUUAUUCGAAAUGAAUUAAAUGCUAAUUCAAAAUUACAAUUAUAUGAUGCAAAUUUCAUUUUACGUCUAUGCUUGAAUCAUAAUCAAUAUGAAGCAGCCAUAUUGAUCUUAAUUCAUGAUAUGAAAUUAUAUGAUCUGGCUUUGAAAUUAUCAUUGGAUAAUGAUUUACCAGAAUUAGGUCAGUUUGUACUUCAAGAAUAUGAUAGACAUCAUAAUGAUAAUCAAACAACUUCUACAGCUAAUACAAAUAAUGAAGAAGAUUUUAUUGUGAAGACAAAGUUAGAAGAGGAAACAUUCAGUUCAAGGAAGAAACUUUGGAUUAGUUUUUCAAAGUAUGUGAUUACCAAAGUUUGCAAUGGAGAAAAGAUUGAUCUUCAAUUUGUUGAUAGUGAAGAAGAAGAAGAAGUAGAAAAAGAAAAAGAAAAAGAUGAUGGUGAAACUAUCGUGGAAGAGAAAGGUAAAUCAAAUUCAAAUGGGGUUCAUGAUCUUACUCAAAGUUUAGUUAAUGAUAUAGUUGGAAAGAAAGAUGAAGAUUUAGAAAAAGCUGAUCAUUUAGCUUAUCUGUCACAAAAACUUAAUGAAGUAUUAAAAUACAUUUUAAAACUUUCUAAAUUGAAUAAUAGUGAUAAUAGUGGAGUUAUUGGCUUAAAGGAUUUAUUACCAUUAUUCCCUGAAUCGAUUAUGAUUAAUAAUUUCAAAGAUGAAAUAGUUAAAUCCUUAAAUGAAUAUAAUAAUAAAAUCAAUCAUUUAUCCCUUGAAAUGAAUGAAUCAUUAACUAUCAGUCAUAAUUUAAAACAACAAAUCAAAGAUGCAAAUAAUCUCGAUCAUACAUCUAAAUUAUAUUCUAUAAUUGAACCAGGUGAACCAUGUCAAAUAUGUUUGAAAUUAUUAAUCACUAAGAAUUUCAUAUAUUUCCCAAAUUGUCAUCAUGGUCAUCAUAAAGAUUGUUUAAUUCGAAAUUAUUUAACCUUAAAGAAUGAUUAUCGAUUUAAAAAGAUCUUUAAUAAUUUCAAACGUAAUCCAAAUUCAUCAGUCAACAAACAAGAAUUAAAUGAUAUCCUUACCAAGUCUUGUAUCUUAUGUAACGACGGUAAUAUAAAUCUCAUAGAUCUCGGUUUAAUUGAUCCUGAAAGAGAUCAAUCAGAUAUUGGUAAUUGGGAAUUAUAAUGAUAGUGAUAGUUAAUCUGUAUAGAUCGAUAUUUAGCCAGCUCUUAUACUAACAAUAAAUUUCCUGCACAUAAAAUCAAUAUUUUUUUU
This is a messenger RNA of Scheffersomyces coipomensis, 3949 nucleotides long. RefSeq names its product Pep3/Vps18/deep orange family-domain-containing protein. Gene Ontology annotation, cellular component: endosome; HOPS complex. Gene Ontology annotation, biological process: endosome organization; vacuole organization; vesicle-mediated transport. Lineage: Eukaryota; Fungi; Ascomycota; Pichiomycetes; Serinales; Debaryomycetaceae. The record is from RefSeq and is a predicted model, not a curated record. Bases 374 to 3859 code for a protein of 1161 amino acids. The transcript has a single exon. Gene Ontology annotation, molecular function: protein-macromolecule adaptor activity.